Molecule: messenger RNA, 1430 nt
Organism: Culex pipiens pallens (northern house mosquito)
Lineage: Eukaryota; Metazoa; Arthropoda; Insecta; Diptera; Culicidae
Product: glyceraldehyde-3-phosphate dehydrogenase 1
Exons: 2
Coding region: 184-1182 (332 amino acids)
Biological process (GO): glucose metabolic process
Molecular function (GO): NADP binding; NAD binding; oxidoreductase activity, acting on the aldehyde or oxo group of donors, NAD or NADP as acceptor
Source: RefSeq, a predicted model, not a curated record
CCCCUCCGCGAAGUUCGCGAGCCCGAUCUCGCGAGCGUUCGGCUCACGUACACCAUCGCAGGCGGCGACGAUGGCGCGGUGCAUUUAACACAAAACCGUUUGCCCUUGAGUCGACACUCAGCUCUCGGAAGCCGACGUGAAUAGACGCUUUUUGCUAACGUACUCAAAACCACUCACCCCAAAAUGUCGAAGAUCGGAAUCAACGGAUUUGGCCGCAUUGGCCGUCUGGUGCUGCGUGCCGCCGUCGCCAAGGGCGGACAGGUCGUGGCCAUCAACGAUCCCUUCAUCGGCGUCGACUACAUGGUGUACCUGUUCAAGUUUGACUCGACCCACGGUCGCUUCAAGGGUGAGGUCUCCGCCCAGAACGGUUGCCUGGUUGUCAACGGCCAGAAGAUCCAGGUCUUCCAGGAGCGUGACCCGAAGGCCAUCCCGUGGGGCAAGGCCGGUGCCGAGUACGUCGUUGAGUCGACCGGUGUGUUCACCACCAUCGACAAGGCGUCCGCUCACUUGGAGGGUGGUGCCAAGAAGGUCAUCAUCUCGGCCCCGUCGGCUGAUGCCCCGAUGUUCGUCGUCGGUGUCAACCUGGACGCGUACAACCCCUCGAUGAAGGUCGUCUCGAACGCUUCCUGCACCACCAACUGCCUGGCUCCGCUGGCCAAGGUCAUCAACGACAACUUCGGAAUCCUGGAGGGUCUGAUGACCACCGUCCAUGCCACCACCGCCACCCAGAAGACCGUUGACGGUCCAUCCGGCAAGCUGUGGCGUGACGGCCGUGGUGCCGCCCAGAACAUCAUCCCUGCCGCCACCGGUGCCGCCAAGGCCGUCGGCAAGGUCAUUCCAGCCCUGAACGGCAAGCUCACCGGAAUGGCUUUCCGCGUGCCAACCCCCAACGUUUCCGUCGUUGAUCUGACCUGCCGCCUGUCCAAGCCAGCCACCUACGACCAGAUCAAGCAGAAGGUCAAGGAGGCCGCCGAGGGACCGCUGAAGGGCAUCCUCGACUACACCGAGGAGGAGGUCGUCUCCACUGACUUUGUCGGUGACUGCCACUCGUCCAUCUUUGACGCCAAGGCCGGAAUCCAGCUGAGCGACACUUUCGUCAAGCUCAUCUCCUGGUACGACAACGAGUUCGGCUACUCCAACCGUGUCGUCGACCUGAUCAAGUACAUGCAGAGCAAGGACUAAAUCAGUCAACACGACAACACCUCCUUAACAAAACAAACAAAAAACAAAUUCUCAGGGCUUGAUGCCACUGAUCUGCUAAAAACAUAGACGUUGCGUAUCACACACACAUACACUCACACUGACAGCAACUUACAAUAUCCAACAACACCCAUAACACCUCAACGAAAUUGUAAUCCUCCUGCAGGUACAGUUGCAUACCAACGCUCUACUUUACACACACUUUAAAGAAUGAAAAAACAAAAAGAAAA